AUGCCUGGAAUAUACUCCAGACCGCCGCGUCGAGCCGAGUUCGCAGCGGACGUGCGGUGUCUGCUAUCGGCUGCCGAUGAGCUGUUUGCGUUAGGGGAUUUAUGGGAGGGUCAUGUGCAUCUUUUGGCCGAUUCUAUUGAAGCAGAGCUGCAAACGGCUAGAGAGGAGGCUCUACGUGACCACAAAGAAGGGGCGGAAACUCGCAAAGGCCAACAGGAAGCCAGAAAAGAGAAGAUGCAAAUGCAGCAGCUCAUCGCUCGCAAACAUAUUCAAGUAGCCGAAGUAUUUUUCGAAUGCGGAGUCCACCAAUUGUUUUGCAAGAUACUAAAAGAAAAUAGCUUAAAUGCCAGCUGCGCUGCAUUAGAACGUAUUUUGGGAGUGUAUCAGCUAUUUUCAGUGAUGGAGGUUGAUCCUUUUGACGACGACAUGGGGGUUGUGUCUGUGUUGAAUUACUUUUUGUCGGAACGACAUUCCUUUUACGUCGACAUCAAUUGGCUGGACGCACAGCUGCAGCACAUGCAGCUGUUUCUUUCUGCUUUUCUUGCUUUUAACGCCUUUCCACUCCCCGUGCAAACGCCUCCAUCUAUGUCUCCACCCAGCACAGCUUCGCGAGGCAGCACAGAAGCAGCAGAAGAAGAAACAGAAAACGAACUUCAAGACAAAGGCAAGAGUGUGCAAGAACACUUAACGGCACGUGAAAAACAAAUGCAACUCAAAGUCACGGCCCUCAGAAUUCUACAUGCAGCUCUCAGGACAUUUCCCCCACAUCGAGUGGUGUCCCAAAUGGCAUUUUGUUUUUCUCGCGUUCGUUGCUCCGAAUUUCUAAACGGUCUGUGCGAUAUGCUGUCUUCCUCGUCGCCUCCUCAGCCCGAACUUAUCAGCCUUCAAUUGCGGACAACAGCAGCUGUUGCUGCCUUCGGCAUCGGCCCGUCCAUCAGCAGGAGGGCUGUUCGCGCUGCUCUUUGCUGGUCUUCAGCAACAUUUGCUUGCCGGGAAGAAAGGUGUCCGUGCAGUUGCUGCGAGUUUGAUCGCCGCCUAUUGAAGCUGCUGAGAAGGCGAGACGAACUAGGAGUGAUACGCUCUGCUGAGGCUAAACGCCAAAUUUGUCUGUCUCUUAUUCGAGGGGGUCUCCCGCAAUUCCUGGUGCAGCUGCUGAAGGCAACAAAGAAGGCUGCCGGAGAGUCGAAGGAGAGCCUGGCUGAUAACACCUUGGAGAGUCUUUCUUGGGUUUUACUGCUGUGUUCCUGGGCAUACGAAGAUGCCCACCAAGGAGAGUCUAUUCUGUCUGCUAACUCCUUUCUGCUUACUCAACUGUUGCUGGAUUUGCUCGAUCCCAGUAACUCUCCCGCGGCUGCAAAGCUUUUGGAUCUAGGAGGAGCUUCGAGUCUGCUGCGGGUUUUUAUAGCGCUCGUCCUCAGAGCUAAAGACGAAGAAAGAAAAGUGCUGAUGAACCUCUGCCGCGAAACUUGCUGGCGCAUAGCCAUAUGCCUACACACCGCACUGCUGCAGGUACACCCGGCAGAUCGAUCGGAAGCAUUAAAAGACAAAGACAGCCAACGAAACGUUCCACCGAACGGCGAUAGCAUUCCAGAUCAAAAUUCCUCUUUGCCAGUAGACAGUUCCGCAAGAGACCCUGCAGAGAAGGCCCUCAACACGUCGCUGUUGCUCUUCAGCCUCGCCGAGCUGCUUCUAGACCCCAAAACCAACGAAACCCCCACUAAGCACGACCAGGAACAGAAGCAACAAGUGCAAGUCCUAGAGAAGCAGCAAGUGCAGCAGCAGAAGGAGCAGCAACAGCCCGUGGCGAUUAUGCUGGAUGCGUUGAACGCCCUGAGUUCCUUGUUUGAGUAUUUGAUGCCUCGAUUUUCCGACUUGCUGGAGAAAAAAAAGGGAGAAGAGGAGGAGGUUAGCAACAUGAAGACAAGAGAAGAUUUUCAGCGCGAGCCACCCCACGAAGUAGUCGGCCCAGCAGGCUUUGAACCCCGCGAGUUCUUCUUAGGGGUCUUUGGGUUGAUGGCCGUCCUUGUGGGGGCUCUAAAGCUGCAGGGAAUUGAACAACUGCGCUGGCGACUCGUCUCUAGUCCUUUGGAGAACGAGAGGUGUGAAGUCGUGAAGAAAUUCGCCACAUUGACAAUCCUUCGAUCCGAACAGGCAGCCGGCCUUGUCCUCAGAGGGAGGCACCCCAGCGAGAAAAGAGCAGAAGAACAAUCCAAUAAAUAA
Eimeria maxima is the source of this 2220-nucleotide messenger RNA. RefSeq lists its product as hypothetical. The record is from RefSeq and is a predicted model, not a curated record. The transcript is spliced from 9 exons. Bases 1 to 2220 code for a protein of 739 amino acids. Lineage: Eukaryota; Apicomplexa; Conoidasida; Eucoccidiorida; Eimeriidae.